AUGGACGUCCCGUAUGAUUUUGACGUGGUCAUUGUCGGCGCCGGCAUCGCCGGCAUCUGCACUGCCUAUCGCUUGCAGGAGAGAUGUCCCAAACUGAGCUACUGCAUUCUCGAGGGUCGUCAUGAAAUCGGAGGCACAUGGAGCCUGUUUCAAUACCCAGGUAUUCGUUCCGAUUCGGACCUCUACACAUACAGCUUUCCAUGGCGCCCUUGGAAGGGAAAGACCAUCGCCACUGGGGCUCAGAUCCUCGGGUAUCUCAAGGACGCGGCGCGUGAGCACGGAUUGGAUAAGCACACUAGGCUGAACCGCCAGGUGGACAACAUGAGUUGGUCAAACACAACCGGGGCGUGGACUUUGGAAGUCACAAACACAGCUACGGCCGACACUACCGCCAAGACGGAGCGCAUCCGGUGCCGAUUCGUGCUGCUCUCAACCGGCUACUACGACUACGAGACGCCCCUGCAGGCCAAGAUCCCAGGCCUGGAGGACUUUCAGGGCACCGUCGUGCACCCGCAGUUCUGGCCUAAGGAUCUCGACUUUCGGGGCAAAAACGUCGUCGUCGUCGGAUCCGCGCUCGCCAACCUACAUCACCUCAGUGCCGUCCGAGAGUGCAGUGCAAUCUCUGACCAAGCUGGUACUGCCGCAGGACUUGGCGUCUCCAUUGAACCCAAUUUCACACCCAAAUAUGAGCCUUUCGACCAGAACCUGUGUCUCACGCCCGAUUCCGACUUUUAUGAAAUUCUUCGCCAAGGGAAGACGAGCAUAAAGACAGGCUAUAUUGAUCGUGUGACGCCCAAGGGCAUCAGGCUCCAAACGGGCCCGGAGCUCCAGCCUGAUAUCAUCGUGACCGCCACGGGGUUGAAGUUGCGCUUCGGCGGUAGUAUUCGAAUCUCGGUGGAUGGCAGACCCUUUACGCUCAGCGAGCACUUUGUCUGGAAAGGAUGCAUGCUCGAUAGUUUGCCGAAUUGUGUCGCCAUCAUCGGGUAUUAUGACGCCAGUUGGACCCUGGGCACCGAUAUAUCGGCCAAGAUGGCGUGCCGUUUGCUGAACAAAGCGAUGCGUGGUAAGAAGAAGACCAUGCCUAAUUCCAAAGGCUGGCGACAGACCACAAUGGCAGCCAAGGAAAUCGUAUUGGUCUGA
Messenger RNA from Cordyceps fumosorosea ARSEF 2679, 1140 nucleotides. Its product is annotated as FAD dependent oxidoreductase. Bases 1 to 1140 code for a protein of 379 amino acids. The transcript is spliced from 5 exons. Gene Ontology annotation, molecular function: flavin adenine dinucleotide binding; N,N-dimethylaniline monooxygenase activity; NADP binding. The record is from RefSeq and is a predicted model, not a curated record. NCBI's taxonomy places the organism in Eukaryota, Fungi, Ascomycota, Sordariomycetes, Hypocreales, Cordycipitaceae.